AUGGCCGUGACCCUCAACAGCCGCUUCCAAGGAGGCAAAGCCUACGGGCAGCGGAGAGCGCAGCAGGAGGGGCGGCUGGAGGAGAUCAACAAGGAAUUUCUCUGUGACCCCAAGUUCAGUGAUGAAGAAGAUCUGGAGGAGAAGCUCGCGGUGUUCAAAGAGAAAUACAUGGAGUUUGACCUGAAUAACCAAGGCGAGAUUGAUCUGAUGUCUGUCAAAAGGAUGAUGGAGAAACUGGGAGCUCCGAAGACGCACUUAGAGCUGAAGAAGAUGAUCUCUGAAGUGACUGGAGGGGUUAGCGAAACCAUCUCUUACCAGGACUUCGUCAACGUGAUGCUUGGCAAGCGCUCUGCUGUCCUUAAAUUAGUCAUGCUGUUUGAAGGAAAAGCCAAUGAAAACAUCCCAAAGCCUUCUGGCCCGCCUCCAGAGAGAGAUAUUGCCAGUCUUCCCUGA
Molecule: messenger RNA, 453 nt
Organism: Emys orbicularis (European pond turtle)
Lineage: Eukaryota; Metazoa; Chordata; Testudines; Emydidae
Gene: AIF1L
Product: allograft inflammatory factor 1 like
Exons: 6
Coding region: 1-453 (150 amino acids)
Biological process (GO): actin filament bundle assembly; ruffle assembly
Cellular component (GO): actin filament; ruffle membrane
Molecular function (GO): actin filament binding; calcium ion binding
Source: RefSeq, a predicted model, not a curated record